AUGGCAUGCUUCAGCUCCAUCCAAGAAAAGACGAAAAAAGUCCUCGCCGCUGUCAAACCGGCAAAGAAUUCCAGAAACGCCAAGACCACCACCGCUGCCAAGACUCAGACUCCGACCAGUACAGGCUUCAAGGUGGUAAGUGGGCAGAAACUCGAGCGUCCGGAGUGGAUCCAGUCGGCGAUGGCGGGGUUGGAUGUCCCUGUCCCUGUCCCCGUUCCUUCUCCAGAGAGGUCAUCGUCGGCUAGGGGCGGACGUGAUGCUAAGAUGUCACGCGCCACCUCCGUUGAUGCUCGGGAGGUUACUGUUGCUGUUGCGUUGAAUGACCGGGCUGCUGUCCGUGCGGCUUGGAUGGAGGGGAGGGAAGAGAGCAGGUGGGAGGUUUUGCCUGGAGAUGAGGCGCUUUUGGAUGAGGAUGUCCUGCCUGGGACCAGAAUGACGCCGGUCCCUACUGCUGACGAUGAGGUGACGAGACAUGAUAGUGUCGUCGUCUUUGGUGUCGCUGGCUCGGACGAGAGUCGGAUGACUUCAUCGCCAGAGCCUGAGGCGUGGUGGGCGAAGGUGGCGAAUUAUAGCUCUACGCCAUCUUUCACCUCGUCUUCGUCGGCUUCGUCGUCGGUGGAGGAGGCCAGCUCACCUUCGAACCCAUCACAAGCAUCAUCGGACAGCUUCGUGCACUUGCCGGCCACAGAACCAGUGCGCUUACCCACCGACUCGUCGUCGUCGUUGUUGGAGCCAGGCCUGUGGAUGAAGCGUAGCGUGGCCUUACCAGCCAUACGCAGUUCACAGCAGCUUGAACCGGUUACCUCUCUGCCUUUCCCUCACCAGGUUGAGGUGGAGACGGCGGCGGUACCGAAGGCUAGGGUGGAGACGAAGGCCAAGUCUCGGUACCGCCAGACCAGGAAGUCACGACAUCAAUACACACUUUCAUCAACCAUGGCACCCUCACGAGCCGCCACCAAGAUCCUACGCCCGACCCUCCGCCCUACAACCCGCCUCACGACCAGCACAUUCUUGUCACUUCCCCAGAUUCGCCCCAUCUCAGCCUACGGCUACGAACAAGCCAAAGUCCUCGGCCUCUCCACCCUCGGCGAACCAAAAGACGUACUGCGCCUCCACGGCCACUCCAUCUCCCCCCCGCACAACGACCUCCUGACCCUCCGCUUCCUCGCCUCGCCCAUCAACCCCGCCGACAUCAACCAGAUCCAAGGCGUCUACCCCACCAAACCCACCUUCACCACCUCGCUCGGAACCGCCGAACCCUUAGCCGUGGGCGGGAAUGAAGGGGUAGCGGAGGUGAUCAGUAAAGGUAAUGGGGUGAAGGGGGUGGAGAAGGGGGAUUGGGUGAUAAUGAGGAGGCAGGGGUUCGGGACGUGGAGGACACAUGCGCAGACUACGGUCGAUAAUCUUGUGGUGAUCAAGGAUAAGGAGGGUUUGAAGCCGGAGCAAGUUGGGACGGUGUCUGUCAAUCCGAUGACGGCGUAUAGGAUGCUGAAGGAUUUCGGUGGGGGGUUGAAGGAGGGGGAGUGGUUCAUUCAGAAUGGUGGGAAUUCGGGUGUGGGACGGGCGGCGAUUCAGUUGGCGCGGUUGUGGGGGUAUAAGAGUAUUAAUAUUGUGCGGAAGAGGGAGAGUGGGAUGGAGGAGUUGAGGAGCGAGUUGAAAGGAUUAGGGGCGGAUGUCGUGGUCACGGAUGAGGAAGUCGAGUCGAAGGAUUUCAGGGAUCAGGUCAAGGAGAUCACAAAUGGAGGACGUGAACCCAUCCGUCUCGGUCUCAAUUGCGUCGGUGGACCGAUCGUGAACACCAUGGCCAAACUCCUCUCCCCCGGCGGCCACAUCGUGACCUACGGCGCCAUGAGCAAGAAGCCCGUCUCGCUCCCCACUGGCCUGCUUAUCUUCAAGGACAUUCACUUCGAUGGUUUCUGGGUCAGUAAGUGGAGUGAUCGCUUCCCCGAGCAGAAAGAGGCUUGUGUCAAGGAGGUGUUGGACUUGACUAGGCAGGGGAGAUUCAAGGAUGUACCUAUGGAUCCCGUGACGUGGAAUUAUGAUACGAAGCAGGAGGAACUUGUUACGGCCGUGCAGGGGGCGUUGGAGGGGUUCAGGAGUGGGAAGGGGAUUUUUGUUUUUGGGGAGACUUGA
Messenger RNA from Recurvomyces mirabilis, 2133 nucleotides. RefSeq names its product mitochondrial 2-enoyl thioester reductase (gene ETR1). Lineage: Eukaryota; Fungi; Ascomycota; Dothideomycetes; Mycosphaerellales; Teratosphaeriaceae. Gene Ontology annotation, molecular function: trans-2-enoyl-CoA reductase (NADPH) activity. Gene Ontology annotation, cellular component: mitochondrion. The record is from RefSeq and is a predicted model, not a curated record. Bases 1 to 2133 code for a protein of 710 amino acids. Gene Ontology annotation, biological process: fatty acid metabolic process. The transcript has 2 exons.